AUGACCCCUGUCGACCAAGACAUACAAGAUCAUUUCAUUAGCCAAUUAGACCGGCGGUUGGACGAGAGGACCAAAUCCACUUGCGAGGGACCAGUUACUAAGGAAGAGUUGAUGGCGGCAGUGAAACACAUGCACCGGAACAAGUCACCUGGACCAGACGGGCUUACAAUGGAAUUUUACCAGACCUUUUGGGCUGAACUGGCAGACAACAUGGUAGAAUUGUUGAACAUAAACCACUUAAACGGGGCAAUGAACGCCAAUCACUUCUACGACUAUUGUAUAAGAAAGACAACUGACUGCUGCUAA
This is a messenger RNA of Paramuricea clavata, 306 nucleotides long. Lineage: Eukaryota; Metazoa; Cnidaria; Anthozoa; Malacalcyonacea; Plexauridae. The record is from the annotation of a GenBank genome assembly.